Molecule: messenger RNA, 903 nt
Organism: Serpula lacrymans var. lacrymans S7.9
Lineage: Eukaryota; Fungi; Basidiomycota; Agaricomycetes; Boletales; Serpulaceae
Exons: 8
Coding region: 1-903 (300 amino acids)
Source: RefSeq, a predicted model, not a curated record
AUGGCCCCAGGAUCAGAAGCUUCUCGUUCUUUAAAAUCUACUGAUGUCGCACAUAAAAGCACACCUCCAAUACCGGAAGAAGAACCAAAAGACGAAGGGGCAUUCACCAGUUCCGCAACUCCAGCAAACAAAUCAGAACAAGGGGAACUCUUAUCUAGUUGUACGCAAUUCCAGGUCACAGACGGUGGGCUGCAGCCUGAUCAUCUUUUGAGGUUAGCUUUUGAGGCUGGUAAUGAAGUACCAGAUUCAUUGCGCCCUUCCAAUGUAGCCUUAACCUCGAUGCCACGUCCCUCCAUUGCCCCAUCCCCUCAAGAAUCAUUGCCACACACCACGCCAGCUCCAUCAGAAAGCCCUAUUUCUGCUCCAAAAGCUGUGAAUGUGUUACCUGCCAAGGACAAUACACAUUCACUAAGUGCACCCUCUACGCCUCGACCUUCCAUCCUUCCAAGGCCGGUUCCCAGACGCACUACGACAGCACAAUCUCUAGAGGCACUCCCACGAGCCAUCACCUCGCCACCGCUCCCCUCCCACAAAACAUCUACCGCCCCCCUUCCGAAGCCCUAUGUCCCCAACUUUGGCCCCACCACCUAUACAAUUCCUCAGUACGCCACAGUCAGCCAGCACUCCCCUCCUAUGGACCAGGUACUAUCUGGCAGCGAGCAGCCUGUCCGCUUGGAAUCUUCCCCAGUGGAUGCCUGCAGUAAGAAAACCAAGGACCAUCGCAAAGAAAAUUCUUUGAUUGAAGACAUGUAUCUAAGUGUUGAUAUGGAAAUGGAGUUAAGCGGCGAGAACACAAUUUCAAAGGAAGACUGUGGUCAUGCAGAACUGGCGCAAAAUAUCAGUGAUCACCCUCUCCGUGUGUCGUUGGAGGGUGUUGAUGCCGAUGUCAUGCACCAAAGUUGA